CAAAGCCAAAAGGGAACCAUUGGACGGAUGGAACCGUGCCGUGUCGUGGAGCCUGUCGAACCGUUGGAUUCUAGAUCCGACGGCUGCGAAACGUCCCUCCUGUUCACCGAUUCACGCAAAACGCCGAUGCCCCUGCUGCCUUGCCCCAUGGCCCAUACUUGGAUGGUUGGCAAGUUGGGUCCGGCGCGCACAUUCGCACGGGAGCGCCGGCCUCGUCGCUCCGCCGCUUUUAUAAGCCGUUAGUGGCCGAUCCAUUCCAGCCUAGCUGCACGAAACCCAGACCCACACCAGUGUCCUCUGUCCAAGGUCUCUUCCUCUCGAGCUACCCCGCCAGUGUCAGUGAGCAAGAAGCGGCGACGCCGGCGAGAGCAGGAGGACAUGAAGAGCCCCGCCGUUCCGGCCAAGAGGCGCCACGGCGGCGGCGGCGCGGGGUUCGCGCUCGGGUGCGGCUGCAAGGACGCCAAGAGCGUGUCAGUGUCGCCGUCCGCGACGACGGGGACGUCCACGACGGCGACGGCGCGCCGGAGGAGCGCCGGGGCGUACCCGUGGGCGUCCACGACGACGGACACGCUGACGACCCUGACGUCCGCGGCGUCGUCUUCGUCCCUCUGGGAGGACGCCGUAGCGGAGCUGGGGUACAAGGACGGCAGCUGCGGGAUGCUGCCGGAGAGCUCCGUCGCCACGCCGAGCUUCUCCGGCCUGCUGCGCGAGCUCAGCGAGCUGGAGCGGACCGUCGCGUCGUGGGGCGCGCGGAAGGGCCACCGCCGCGAGGAGAAGCUCUCGCCGCCUGCACCGCCGCCCCCGCCGCGGCAUGAGCGGAGGAAAGCCACGGGCGACGGCAAGGCGGGCGACCUGAGGGCGGCCAAACAGGGCCGCUUCGGCGACGCGGACGGCGACGGCGGCAAGGGGCUCGAGGGCAGCGUCGCGGUGGUGAAGCAGUCGGACAACCCGCUCGCCGACUUCCGCCGGUCCAUGCUGCAGAUGAUCGUGGAGAACGGGAUCGUCGCCGGCGAGGACCUGCGCGAGAUGCUCCGGCGCUUCCUCACCCUCAACGCGCCGCACCACCACGACGCCAUCCUCCGGGCCUUCGCCGAGAUCUGGGACGACGUGUUCGUCGCCGCCUCCCUCGGCUGCGCCACCCCCGGCCGGGCCUCCCCCGUCCCCCGGCGCGAACCGGGCAGGCCCCCCGUGCCCAUGACGCCGCCGCGCCACCGCCGCUCGCCACCGGCGUGGCGCGUAUAAUGCGUGCCUGCCGUGUACGUGCGCUGUAUUUUGUUACCCCGGCAAUGUAGUACGUCCCUUGGAGCCAGGAUAAGUUCCUUCCGUCCCAUUUCCGCGUGAAAAAAUGCAAGAAAAAAUUGGUGGUA
Molecule: messenger RNA, 1367 nt
Organism: Panicum virgatum (switchgrass)
Lineage: Eukaryota; Viridiplantae; Streptophyta; Magnoliopsida; Poales; Poaceae
Product: transcription repressor OFP8-like
Exons: 1
Coding region: 379-1242 (287 amino acids)
Biological process (GO): negative regulation of DNA-templated transcription
Source: RefSeq, a predicted model, not a curated record